Molecule: messenger RNA, 3063 nt
Organism: Xiphophorus hellerii (green swordtail)
Lineage: Eukaryota; Metazoa; Chordata; Actinopteri; Cyprinodontiformes; Poeciliidae
Product: regulator of G-protein signaling 5
Exons: 5
Coding region: 2195-2680 (161 amino acids)
Source: RefSeq, a predicted model, not a curated record
AACCGGGCAAUACGGGUGCACAGUGUCAUAUCAGUUGAUAUUGAAAAUUAUUAAUUUUAUUGUUUUAAUAUGAAAUACUGCCAAACUGGUGAUAUGACCUUUCUUGUUUUAUCCUCAAUUUCUUCUUUAGCUGUUUUUCUCGACUUCUCCUUUUACACCACACCGUUGACUUUUAUUCUUAAGAGGCAUAACUGCUUAACAGUAGCAGUUAUGCUGCGCAAGUUACUCAACAGGUUGUUGCUAGGUAACCAAAGAGCCAGUGAGUUAGUUGAUGCUUUUCUUUCUGACAUUUUCUAUUGAUAAUGAUCAAAUGACUGUCACCAUAUGUUGAUUUAUUGCCCAGACUGCUACAUGGUUAAAACAAACAAACAAACAAAUAAAUAAAUAAAUAAAUAAAGGAAGAUCCUAGAGUCCUGGGGACGUUAGGACCCUGAAAAGACAACAAAUCAUCUUUUCUAUAUGAAUCUUUGUUAGUCUCUGUUAGUCUUUCACUAACAGAGUGAAAGACUGAAAACAAAUGGAAAACUAUUAACAUGGCCACUCAUGAUGAAAAAAAAAAGAGUGUUACGACGUGAAAAACAUCCCCAAAUAGAGCCAACCCCAAAGAAAAUACAACAUAAAAAGUCCAAGGGAAAUCUAAAAAUAAUAAUAGGCAACAUCAAAAAUUAAUGCAAGCCAACUAAAAGAUGUGAAAUUAAUGGGUUGAAUCAUCUUAAAUAAUUAUGAUUGCACUAAAAAAUUUGUUUGUUUUUUUUGGAAGAUUGACCAUUUUCUUUUUGAAAAACAGAGUGAUGGAGAAUUUACAAACUGCAAAGAGAGCAUGCAAUGGCGGAUAAAUAAAAGCUAAAGAAAAACAUCCUGGCAGCAUGACGCCGUCACCACCGUGCUUCACUGUGGGGACGGCGUGUUCAGCGUUAUGUUCAACAUUACAUUUCAUUCCAAAAUGGGAUUUUUAUUGAACUUUCUUCUGCAAUUUUGCUGUGGAGCUCCUCAGAUGUUAACCAGCUGUGCUAACAAACUCUGAUCCCUUCACAGAACAGCUGGAUUUACACUGAGAUUAAAUUACACACAGGAUUAUUCUACAUAAUUAAUAGGUGAAUUCUGAAGGCAUUUGCAUUGGAUUUUAUCUAGGGGUAGUCAUGCCAGUGUUUUCAAAUUUUUAUUUGUAACAUUUUUUUAUUUUCUUUCCACUUUAGAGCUAUGGACUACUUUGAGCUGGACUAUCAGAUAAAAUACAAUAAAAUGUGUAGUUUUAACAUAAGUGAUAGAAUUAAUAUAAUAACCUAUAUAAAUACUAAUCAGUAUGUUUCUGAGUAUGUUGAAGGAGGCCCUGCUGAAGGACGCAGAGACAGCCGGCACUAGUUCUAAUCAGACGGCUGCUCAGCAGAAGGACAUGCUAUUCUUCAUGUUUAUAAAAUGAUAGUGUAUAGCGUAAUUGUGCUGAUACAGUUAUACUGUUUGUAGUAAAUAUUCUAGUUUAUCUCAUGAAAUGUGAAUCACGUUGCAGCUGCAUAUGUUUUGAUUAGAGCUGAAACGUGCAUUGUAACUAGGGGAUGAUUUUCAAUAAAAAGAGAGGUGCGGCAGAAUGCGUUUUCAGAAUAGGUGGAGAUUGUAACUGAAGCACAUCUCUGUCUGUUCUCCUCGCGAGGAAAAGUUCAUCCAUUUGCAAGGUGUUGCUUAGUGACAAUUUCCCACGGUUUCAAGGCCCAGUAUACACCUACGCUGUCAGCUGUGUGUGAACAAUAGCAAUAUAAUUGAUACUGCAGAGCUAAACUACUUGUCCGUUAUAAAACUCAUACAGAGUUCUCAGACUGCUCCUCCACCUGCUCCUCCAUCAUCACUUCAUUAUCUUUCUGCAGAACUCCACAGAACAGAACGUCCAUGUUUGGACCAACACAGACCUUUAUGAGGCUGCCAGUGUACCCUGACCAAACACACACACACAGCGCUGCUUCUUUGAUUUUCCUUUCAUAUACACUGACCUGCUUUGUGUCUCCUGCUGACAGGUCUACCUGAUCUGUUCCCCAUCACAUCCCCGUUCAGCUCCCAGCUCCACACCUGCUGGUCUGAGAGCAGCAGAUCGACGGAUCAGAUAAUCCACAUGUCCACCGCUGUAUAUAAGAGCGGCGCAUUCAAGCCCCGGAGACAGACUGACAAGUUAUCUAAAGUAAUAAUAUUGAGUUCAUUUUGAAAUAUGUGUAAGGGACUCUCCUACCUGCCUUCCUCCUGCUUGGAGAAGGCAAAAGGGAUGCGAGUGAAGCUGAGCCACCUGGCUGAGAUCCACCACAAGCAAAGGGUACAAGAUGGGAAAAUCCUUCAGGAUCUGGAAACUCUGCUGGGCAGCAAAAUCGGUCUUCAGGCGUUUCGAGGGUUCCUGCGUUCAGAGUUCAGCGAGGAGAACCUGGAGUUCUGGCUGGCCUGUGAGGACUACAGGGUUUCCCCUUCAAACAUGCAGAAGACCAAAGCCAGCAGCAUCUACAACCAGUUCAUCAACCCCGACGCUCCACUAGAGGUGAACUUGGAUGCUGAGACCCGUGAGGCUCUGCUGAGCAUGAUGGACUCCCCGUGUGCUGACACCUUCAACCUAGCGCAGCAGAGGAUCUACAGCCUGAUGGCCAAGGACUCCUUCCCUCGGUUUCUCCGCUCUCACCACUGUGCAGAGGCCAUCAAGGCUUAUUAAACUUCCUAGCUGAAAACGGCUUCAGAAACUAAUCUUUUCUGCUGGACUUGACUGUAAUGUGCAAUUUAUUUUAGCAACACGUUUAGUCAUGCAACAGUCUAUUACAUGCUGUUAGGAACAGUAGCAUUAAAAUGCUUAAAUGUAGAUGAAAAAAAAUACUUCCCCUUCUAUACUGCAUAUGCUACUAACAUUUACAAAUACUGAAAUAAAGAGUGGGUUAUAUAAAUCUCUGAAUGUUCUGAUUUAUUCAACAUUACUGAAUAGAUUCACUUGUCAAAUUAAGUUUUAAUUUGAUAAGAGUUGCAAAUAUAACAUUAAAGAUAUAUAAAGUUUUAACACAGGUUAGGACUGGGCAAUAAAUCAAUAACAUAUAUACACACACA